Didymodactylos carnosus is the source of this 861-nucleotide messenger RNA. The record is from the annotation of a GenBank genome assembly. NCBI's taxonomy places the organism in Eukaryota, Metazoa, Rotifera, Eurotatoria, Philodinida, Philodinidae.
AUGAUAAAACGUUUCGUUCAAGAAGAAUUGCCACUGGUAUUAUGUUUUACAUAUCCACACUUCGUUCGACGGUUAAAAGACACGAGUAUUAUAACGAGUAUCGAUUUCGAUCUACUGAAAUUGUUAUUACAUUUAUUUGAACCAUUAGAAGAAAUUACACGGGCCAUCUCAUCGGCAACAAAUGCCACAGUUUGUUUAGUUCUACCAUUUUUAACAGUUAUAUUAAAUUUGCUUGAACUAGAUUCGACAAAAAUUGAUACUAUGAGACCGGCUAUGCUUGAACAAAUGAAGAAAUGGUUUUCAAACGCAUUUUCAAAUAAAUAUUAUUUACUUGGAACGAUUCUCGAUCCUCGUUUUAAACAAUUCACAUUCGCUCAACUGAAUUUAUUUCAACAAAAUGGUACAGUGAGAAAAACUUUACAAAAGUGGAAAGCUUACGAAGCGAUGACCUUGGCUGAAAAACAUUUAAACGAUGAAUUCAUAAAAUUAACAACACCGAUGUUCUCAGCAACCACAACAAACUCUUCAUCUCUCUCAACUCCUCUAUCAUCAAGUUCAGUUUUAUCACAGUUAAUUACUCGUCAAAGAUCAUCUACCUCCAGUGAAUUGACUGAAUAUUUAGCCGAAAAUGAAUUAAGACAACAAACUUGUCCAUUGGUCUGGUGGGGUCAAAAUAAAUCACGAUUUCCGACAAUAGCAAAAAUUGCCAGAAAAUAUCUUUGUGUUCCAGCAACAAGCACUCCAUCGGAACGUGUAUUUUCAAUUAGUGGUAUCAUAACAAGCGAUCGUCGUUCUCGAUUGUCUCCUGAUUGCGUUAACUCAGCUAUAUUUUUGAACAAAAACUCUCAAUUUGAGGAUUAA